AUGGUUCAAUUGCUCUUAAUUAACUGCUUAACUUUACCGCAUGACACUCUACUGAAGGUUGUUCUGUGUUCAAAGAACAUCUUCUCAUACACUCCCGUGCUAAUCACAAACAUUUAACCAACUCACUCUCCUUCAAAGAAAGGUUCCCCUAAUAAACAAUUGAUUGGCUAUAGAAAAUUCUAAGAGGAGAAGUUGAGGGCUAAUUGCCCAUGA
This is a messenger RNA of Paramecium tetraurelia, 213 nucleotides long. RefSeq lists its product as uncharacterized. The transcript has a single exon. The record is from RefSeq and is a predicted model, not a curated record. NCBI's taxonomy places the organism in Eukaryota, Ciliophora, Oligohymenophorea, Peniculida, Parameciidae.